AUGCCCUCUCAUAGAUUUGAUCGUGGGCGGAUGUUAAGACAGGAGGACGCAGCGGAGUUGUCUCAAGAUGGCCACCUAUCCAGAAUCGCGGGUAUACCGAAUGGGGGUCAAUCUAGUUUAACGACAACUAGAUCUGGGGUACAAAGAGCUUUUUUACCUUCUAGAACUAGACGAGAAAACGGACAAUCCUUGGGAAUUCCGCAGCCUUCGACAGUUGGUUCCAUCUUGGCACCUAGCUUAAUUCCGCCGAUGGGAAAGAUGCCCCCCCCUGCCCAGCCUCAAUUGAAGCCAGGCCAUCCAACCACUGAUUCGUGUGGGAAAGCAUCUUCGGCAGAAGGGCGAUCCCGUAACGUUCUACGAAGAAAAGCUCCUUCAAUAGAGCAAUACGCGGAGCGUACUAGGGCAGCAUCGGAUACGUCAAAGCUUGGCUUUUUAGGUUCUAAUACCUCCUUGUCAAAGAUGGGGGAGGGUGAAAGCCUAUUCAGCUCAGAGCCCAUUUCAACGGACAGGCCCCACAAAGAUCUGAAGAGUCAAACUCGGGAUCAAAUCCAGCUUCUACAGCCAAAUGCUCAACAGCGCUCCAGAGCCGGCGAAAGUCAAAUUCCUCGCAUCCCGAAGGAUAUCCCAAAGGAAUUGGCCGGACUAGUAAAUGCGGUAAACGCAACGGCGCUUCCCCCUCCGACUCCUAAUUUCACAUCCACUAGCAGCCCUUCCACUAGAUAUUCUGAAUCUCCUGGGCCAUGGAGUAGCAGAACGUCCACUCCAACCUCCAUGUCUUCGUAUUCACCUGGGAUCAUCCAUCCAACAAAGAUAGGAUCACGUCUAAGGCAACCAAGUCCCGCUCUCUCGAGAAGCCCGCUUCCUAGACAAUCUACUGCCCCUGUUCCUUCCACCAUUCCUCUCACUUCCACCAAAGAUGGAACUCCCCCAUACCCAAGAACACCGCGCAAAGCUCAGACACAUCCUCCCAUAACGGCAAACAAAACUGAAAAAGACGAACGGCAACACGGUGACAAAAAGAAAGCCUCCCAAACUCCUCGCGGCCCUCCACCUCGAAAACCGGCCACCAAAUUCAAACCUCCAAAGCCGAAGGAGGACGAUUCCACUCAGAUGUCAAGUAAAAACUCAGAGAUCCGGAAAGAGAAGCAGAGUAUCGAGCCAGAUCAACGCAAAGCUGAAAAUGCUUGUCGGCUACCAGCUCCAACCUCAACCUUUCCACCACCUCGGCCCAGCCGUGAGGGUACAAGUGACCUAGAACUAAAGCCAUCCCCCGUGAUUCAGAGUAAUAUGGCAUCCCUAAAGCACUCGGGACAUAAAAGUCAAGCAUCCAGCGAAUCUGCUCAUGACAAGUUUCAUAGAAAUUUUACUAUCAAUUCUUCGACAGAAUCGUUCCAGUCUAAAGGCUCGGACCGGAUUCAUAAUCGAUAUGCUUUUCCCUAUCCCGCUGGUAACCAGAGUUCCAAAAUUGCUACGGUUACAAAGGACUCGCUGCCUCGUGCAAAUACAGUUUUAAGAAAAGGCCCUAAGGAAACUAAAGAGCCUUUGGAGAUUAGCGGGAUACGGCGGUUUGGGAUAUUUUCAAGUAAAGGAAAAUCGGAUACGGAUAUAGUUGGUCCGGGAUGGAAAGAUAAACCGAGCCGACGUGGCCCUGCUGCAGGAACCGGCCACGAAGGUUAUCAGAGGAAGGGCAGUUUUGCUAGCCAAACUGAAUCGGAUUUGGAUGACUUCCUGUUAGAUCGCCUGGAGCCAGUCAUCAUUAAUGGACGCGGGGUCAAUGGAGCAGAGCUCAGUCGAACCCAGAGUGCGGAAAGCGCGAGUGGCGUGAGUGUCACGUCAAUUUCAAAUUCCUAUCCUGGUCCACAAUAUUCGAAAGCCACCGGGGAUUCUUCAGAAUCACUGAUUCUAGGGACAGGAUGUUCCUCCCAGCCAACCGAAACUUUUGAUUCUUUACUCCACAGAAUCCAUCAAAAUGAAGAAGACCAGAGCCUAGCCAACCGUCGCUCUUUCCGCAGGUCACAGGUGUUUGAGUCGACGGAAAAAAUUACGGUACCACUAUCUGCCAAUACUGAGCUUCUUAAAUCACGUUCAUCGAUUGACAGUGGCAACACUAGCCAAACAUCCUUUUCCCAAUCUAGCGUAUCUAUCACUAUGAAUGAUCACGUUCAUGAUCCGAAACAUUACAAGAAGCCGGAGAAGAAAUCAAAGUGGAAUUUUUUUCAACGGAGUCACCAAAACUCGCGAAAACGUUCCCUUCCUGAACCGAGUCCGUCUGUCGAAGUGCCAGUUUCCAUAUCUAAACUUCCUGCGUCCAGGCAGGUAGCUCACUACGCACUCCUCGAAAACGAGUUUAUAGAUUCGGAGUCACUCAGAGAUAUUUUCCAGGGGAUCGAGGAAUCACCCACUAAGGAGGAGGAGGUUGACGAGACUGAAGAAGUGCUCCUUGGGCUUGGAUUGAAACGAGAGCAUGGUCACUCCGUUCUGCUGCCAUCACCCCCGCUUUUAGGAGGAUAUGACUUCGCAAAACUUCCUUCCUCACCAAAGGUAUUUUUCAAUAAAAAUAUCUUCGACGACAAUGAAACAAGCGAUUCUCCGCCCAAAGCGGAUGUUCGGGAACAACGACGACCUAACCGACUUGCAUCUGUAGGAAGAAUUCCUCUCGUAGUCUCUAGCCGAGACACGGAGAGAAACCAGCCUAUCCCUUCAUUUUCUCGACCCUUUAGCAAGGCCGAUAUGCCUUCCUUAACAUCCACUGCCAACUCCCAACCUGUACAAUUUUAUAAUCCAGGUCGCCCUCCUGUGGGAUCUCAGACCGAAGCUCUCCCUAGUCAUGAGUUUUAUCUAGAAUGUGCAAUUUCGGACCCUUCCACCCAUAACAUUCCAGGCAAUAAUCGGUCAUAUGCCCAAAAAAAUCACGAAUUUUUGGCUUUCCCGCGCAGGAAAUCUAUAGCUUCUGGCUCUAGUAGUUCAGAAGGCUGCAGGAGCCUAACUGCCGUGACUGCUGUUGCACCACAGCCUGGUUCAAAACUUAACGAAGACGAGAUCUGGAACGAAUAUGAUGACUUCAUCGAUACGGUUUUGUCGCCUAGCGCGGUGCCUAAAGAAAUAAGGUCAGACUUUUCCCAACAACGUUUUAAAAUGGCCACCCGUGCCGGCAGGGCUCUACAAAGGGAGCAAGGUGGAAUAAAUAAUGAUGUCCGUUCUGUUCCCAUACCUUCCGAAGAUUUGGCCCCACAUCGGUCAAUGUCCUCCCCAAGAUCAAGCAGUAGUUCAGUACGUCUACGCAGAUCUAUGAUAAUUUCCGCUCUACAUUUGUCAAUGUCCGAAUCUCCUUCAAUGUCUUCCAUCAACCGCUCUGGCGGCUUCAGCAAUUCGAAUACCGCAGAGCUGCUAAAUCAAGGUGGUACACUAUCCGCCCAACGACCAGAUUUGGAAUCGGAUACGAUUAGAGAAGCCUCACUUCCUACAACUAAGAACAGUGAAGCGGAUCGGCGCAGAAACACAAUACUUCUUGAUAGAGCAGAGCGAGAUCGCAACGGUGCAGUCGAGCAAAUCAACCUCCGGUCCAGCUCCCUCAUGACCAGCCGCUGGUUAUCGUUUGGACGAGUACUUUUCAGCCCUGCACACAACCAUCUUCAAGGUCAAGACCAGGGUCGAGUUCUUGUUAUCGACGGCUUAGGAAACGACGAUUGGUCAUUUUACUGUGCAUUAACUUAUUCUACCGCAACCGUGUAUAGUCUUGGAUUCUCAGGGCCCUCCACAAUUUCCAGUAAUCCCGCCGCCUGGCGGCCCCCUUCCAAUCACCGAACUAUCCAUCACGCGAAUAUAGAGAAUCCAUUUCCGUUUCCAAAAGGGUUCUUUACGGCAGCAGUUAUUCGAUUCCCGGCUACCUGCUCAGAGAGUGGAUUACGGGCUACGAUUUCAGAAUGCAAGCGUGUCUUACGACCGGGCGCAUAUUUAGAAUUGAACGUCAUGGACCUGGAUAUGGUGAAUAUGGGUAACCGAACACGAAAAGCUGUUCGUAUGCUAAAGGAGCGCAUAUUUGCUGCGGAUCCAAGCACAAGCCUCAAACCCGCAAGCGACAAUAUCCAGAAAUUGCUUGGAAAGCGAGGGUUUGAGAAUUUGAAUAGAUGCAUAGUUGGUGUGCCAGUUGCCGGCACUCUUUGGAGCUCAUCUAAUAUAUCUAGUUCUAAUCAAUCUGUCACACCGUUGCAUCCGCAAACCAAUCAAGGGGGUAGUAAACAAAAGCGGCCUCCAUCAGACGACCCCAGUGUUUCUCUUGGCGAUCUUCUUUCGAAUUCGACCCACUCGGAAUCGAAUGAUGAAUCCAUUGCAAAAAUGGUAGCCAAAGUUGCUCGUUGGUGGUAUACCCGCUGCUAUGAAGCUGCAAUACUACCUGAUGGAAAUCCGGAUUACAGCAUCUGGGCAGACAGAAGAGUACUUCGGGAAUGCCAAAGACGCGCGACAGGAUUUCGGUUGCUCAUUGCUUAUGCACAGAAACCAAGCGAACCUCGAAGGACGGCAAGUGUUUAA
Molecule: messenger RNA, 4530 nt
Organism: Histoplasma mississippiense
Lineage: Eukaryota; Fungi; Ascomycota; Eurotiomycetes; Onygenales; Ajellomycetaceae
Exons: 3
Coding region: 1-4530 (1509 amino acids)
Source: RefSeq, a predicted model, not a curated record